AUGAUUCUACUUGUCAUGAACGGGAUUCGCAUCCCGAACCUUGAGAACUCCCUAGCGAUGAAGAUAAAAUGCUUCUAUCUCCGACAAGACGAUGAGAAUGACUGGGAAAGGAUACGGCGUGAUAUCCUCGACGUGGAGACUUUCUAUAGCAGAAUGGUCCGAGAGUCGCUGACCAUUACAGAUCAGUGCGCGGAGAAAUUCCAGUUCGGUCUUUACCAUUUGUUGGACAGCACAAGGACUGGAAGCCUCACCCUCAGUCAGUGGCAUUCGCACAUAUCGGCCAGGCAGCUCAAUAGAGACGCCAGACUCAAAUGGUGGAGCCGUGCUGAGAGCAGGCUCUCUCGAUGGUACCGGAGCUGGAGGCACACUGGGUUUGCUGUGGAGUAUGAGGUCAAGGCCCCCACGGAGCUCGCUCUGCUUCGGCAUGCCCUCCACUGCUGGCUUGCAGCCCGGUCCUCACAUGGGGACUUCACCUGGUAUCACAGGUGUUUCCGCCAUGAGGAUGCAAAGCUUUGCUGUAUGUGUGAGCAUAACAAGAGACCAGCUGUCAGACCAUGCAACAGAGCAACAGCUAUUGCUUAUCUUGGGUCUUUGAUCCUCUUGGACUUCAUGGAGCUGCUGGAGCAUGAAGGGCCAUACCUUGGGGCCCAGGAGUGA
Histoplasma capsulatum G186AR is the source of this 657-nucleotide messenger RNA. RefSeq lists its product as uncharacterized. The coding region runs from base 1 to 657 and encodes 218 amino acids. The record is from RefSeq and is a predicted model, not a curated record. Lineage: Eukaryota; Fungi; Ascomycota; Eurotiomycetes; Onygenales; Ajellomycetaceae. The transcript has a single exon.